Messenger RNA from Actinia tenebrosa (Australian red waratah sea anemone), 2861 nucleotides. Its product is annotated as neuromedin-K receptor-like. Gene Ontology annotation, cellular component: plasma membrane. Gene Ontology annotation, biological process: G protein-coupled receptor signaling pathway. NCBI's taxonomy places the organism in Eukaryota, Metazoa, Cnidaria, Anthozoa, Actiniaria, Actiniidae. The record is from RefSeq and is a predicted model, not a curated record. Gene Ontology annotation, molecular function: G protein-coupled receptor activity.
UCGGCGAGCAAACAGUCAGAAAAGACUACGCGGAAAAUCCAAUGAUAGCGAUUGCGUGAGCGUUUGUACAAGAAGCACCCAAAUAUCCGGCAUUCCUACGUUAUCGGUGGAUGAUUUAUCAUAGUGGUCAAGCAUACAGACAAAGCGGCACCCAAGAUCUCAUUCACUUCGUUUGAAGUAAGCUCCACGGCUUGUCAACCGAUAGCUUCAUGGACAUGUGAAGGCGACUUCGGGUCUAAUUCGGGCAAUUUGAACGAAAGGCUCCAACAAAACACCACUUAAAACGCGCACAAUUGAUUAGCUAUCGCCAGGUAUAUAGACGACUUGGCUGACGGUGAGCGAGGGGAGGUUGCUAUUACCCGAGAUAAUCAGGUUUGAUGAGGAUCUUGACAGAGAUGAGUAAGCCAAGAUACCAAAUCGACAUAUCCCAGAUGACGCCAAGCAAACGAGGUCAUUAGCGCUGAUGUAAAAAGCAAAAAAUCCUUAAGUAAACAUCGGCGUAGUUCGUUGGUGUUGUUGACUUUGCAUUAAGAACAUUCCUGUACGUCCAGAACGAAGUAUCGGGGUCUUUAAAAGAUAACACUCGUGAAAAUUACGCGCCGUCGCUGGCAGACAUCAGGAGUAACAGCAGCCUACCAUGCGCAACUUGUUUACUCAACUAACAGAUUCUCCCAUCGUAGAUCAAAGUACCACAAACUGGAGGGAAUUUCUGGAGUCUUAACCUUCUUAUGGGGCUCUGUGCACAAGACAGGACUUCCGUUGUAAAUGACAGUGGACUCAAACGUAAAAUCAGAUAAACGUGAAAUGAAGGGCAUUCUAAUUACCGCCCAGCCAAAGGAAACUUUAGCCCAGAGUCCGACUGCCAAGAUCCGAGAGAUAAUUGCUAGCAUUCUUUGAUCAAAACUUGCUCGUCGACACGUUCACUCGUAUUUGGUGGCGAGAGGAUCUAAAGCCAACAACCCAGAGAACAAAAAAUUAGAAAUUCACCGUCUAUUUGACAACUCGCAGACCCUGGAGCAAAGCUUGGAAAGUUUUAAACGCUUUUGAUUUGGUGGGAUAAUCGAGAAUGGCGUCGGAAGAUUUCGAUUCGAUGGUUAGCGACUACGAUUACACGAACGAGACUAUAACAGUGUACGAGGACGAACUAGCUGCUCAACUACCAUUCCAAGACACUUUACCAACAUAUGUUAUUUUCAUGCUUGUCCUCUACACUGUUGUAUUUAUCGUCGGGUUCUUUGGGAACUGUAUUGUCAUAUACGGAGUUAUGCAACAGGGACCAAACAAGACAACGAGUAGCUUUCUCAUCGCUAAUUUAGCGCUGUCUGACCUUGCUGUCCUCGUCCUAAGUCUCCCUGUUGGACUCCUACAGGAACUAGCAUCCUGGCCGUUCGGCGAACUGGCUUGUAAGAUAUUCUUUCCGCUUGGAGAUGUAUUUUUACUUGUUUCCAUUAUUACUCUGACAAUCAUAAGUGUCGAUAGAUACAGAGCUGUUGUUACUCCGAAAAAGCGCUUCACAAAGGGCCAAACCAAGGUUGCUAUUGUGAUUAUAUGGAUACUUUCUUACCUCAUUUGUGGUCUUCCGACUUCGUUUCUACUCAAACUGAUAGCCACUGAUCAGGGAGUAAAGAUUUGCUAUCCCUUCUGGCCAAACAAGGUACACAGGAGAUCACACAUGAUUGUCAUCACGAUAAUCGUCUUCAUUCCAUUCUUUAUUAUCGCCUAUUCUUAUUUUAGAAUAGUACGGACACUCUGGAAGGUACGGAUCAUUCACAAGAACGUGGUUGGGCUCACUAAAGAAUCUCACGCUCGGUUGGAGAAAAAGCGUAAACUCGUGAAAAUGCUGAUCCUCAUUGUAAUAGCCUUCACGCUGUGUUGUCUUCCGUAUUUCAUUUACGUUCUCGUUUUGGAGUUCGGAACCCACGGACGCAAUGACCAAGCGGCAAUGGAGAUUGGUUUAGUCGUGGUGCUUUCUUUUUUCUACACGAACAGUGCGGUGAAUCCACUGAUUCUUUGCGCUAUGAGCAAGGACUAUAGAAAAGGCUUAAGACCAUGCAAGUGCUAGAAGCCUUCAGAAAUAUUGCCUCAAGAAGCGUUGUUGACAAUCUCGACUCGAGUUGCGUCACGCCUUUCGAAGAAUACAACUCAGAGUAACGAAUCCCUUUGUUCAGAUUUGUUUUCUCUAUCCCUCGAGAAAAAACUAUUCGUUUCUCUGUUACAGGGUUGAAAUUAGAAUCGACUCAACUGCUUAGACUUUGGCGCCGAGAAAGCGCUAAAUUUGAAUAUGGUUAUGCAUAAUUGAAAUAAAACUAUAUGUUGUAGGAUUCCACUCUUGAAAGCACGUUGGAAAGCUUCGAGUGUCUUUCAUUGCGGUGAAAUAAAACCAUUAGAAAACAGUGUACAAAGACAUGACAUUGAAAAAGAAAUACAACUUUGAGUGCCGAGAAAAAAACGGUCUGCUUAUAGCCAACGUUGUACAUAAAGAAGGUUGUAAAAAUUGAUGGAUGAUAUUGAAAAUCAGCUUUAUUUUUGUAGAAUAGUUUGAGUUUGAAUGAGCCUUGAGUUUUGAAUUUUAUUGUUGAUAAAUGUCUGUGGACAAGACAAUCCUCGCGCAUGCGUAGUCUUAAUAACCCCGCGUCGUUCACAGUGACACGUGGUUUGGAAGAAUUUGAGCGCGGGAAAGAAGAAGAAGAAGAAGAAAAAAAGGAUAAUCGAAUAGGACACAAAAAGAAUAUAUAGAAUUUGAAUGAUGAUUUGGAUGUAGAUGACAAUGGAAACGGACGCGCGCGCGAGGUAGCGUGUACAAGAUAAGUAUUGAUGAAAGAAAUAGGUCAUCUCGGUUAAACUCAUCAAAAAAAAUUAAU